UUCAAGAAACCUUGGGUUGGCACUUAUUUUGCUGAACAGAAAGUGAAGUCAAUUAGAACCGAAUCGGUGCAAACAACAACUGCUUUCGAAUAGUUCCGUAUCUCUGCAAAAAGAAUAGUUAGUUGAUUUGUUUAUAGUAUUGGUUUGCAAUGACGGCAAUAUUUCCACGUCGCGUUGCUUGAGAAACGGACGGUGGAGAAUACCUGGUCGGAACAACAACACACAUUUUGUUACCGUGAAAGCUGCCACCGUGUAUUGCUCAAAGCCAUUGCCAUAGCACGGCAGGAUGGAGGACGGCUUGUGGUUGAUUGAGCUCGAAUCGGCGCUACAGGAUGAUUGCACGGUGGACGACAUUUACGCAAUAUGCCACGGCAAGGCACUGCCGGAAGCUUUGCGACUCGACGUGUGGCAAGUGUGCCUGGGAGUGCGCAACAAAACGGACCAGCUGGCACAGUUCAACGAGAUCUACGAUUUGCCCUUCCAGGCACAGUUGCGUUCGGAUUGCGAAGAUUUUGUCAACAAGCUUGGCAAUGAGGACGAGGACAAAGUGUCGGUCGUUUGCGAUCUCGAAUCGAUACUCACGUUUUACUGCAAAAACCGCAACCUUGUGUACGAGGCAAACAAUGGCUGGGUGGAAUUGAUGCUGCCGCUGCUCUCGCUGAAGCUGAUCCGUUCGGAUACGUACAACCUGUUCGAAGCGAUCCGUGAUACGUACAUUCCCAAGGGCUGCACCAAGAACGGUACGGUGUUCAAUGUGUUUCGGUUGCUGCUGUUGUACCACGAUCCGGAGCUGUGCACCAUCCUGGACACGAAGCGCAUUACCCCGGACUGUUAUGCGAUGGGAUGGUUCCAGACGCUGUUUGCGUCCACCUGCACGCUACCGGUCGUACUGUCCAUGUGGGAUCUGUACUUCCAGCAGUCAGAUCCAUUCCUGGUGUUCUUCCUCAGUUUGAUCGUGCUGAUCAAUCAGCGCGAUCAAAUACUUGCGAUGAAAUCAUCCACUAAGGAGGAUCUCAUCAGCUUUCUAGUCAACAUGCCCUGCAAUAUCGAGGCGGACGAUGUGCUCGAUUUCUGUUCGCUCGCCCAGUAUUACUCCGUGAAAACGCCUGCCUCCUUCAAGCGGGAUCUGCUGCAGGUGCUGUUCGGUGCACAGCGAGGAAACAGCAAGCCGGAGGGUUCGGUCGUUUCGCAAGCCCUCUGCCUGCCAGUAUCGGUUAACGAGCUCAUCGAGAACGCUUCGAUACAGAACCCCCAUCCGGAAGCGGUACGGUUCUUUCUGGUCGAUUGCCGUCCAGCGGAACAGUACAAUUCCGGUCACCUUUCCACAGCGUUCCAUCUCGAUAGCAAUCUGAUGCUACAGGAACCGGAAGCAUUCCAAACGGCUGUGCAAGGAUUACUUCGCUCACAGCGCAAUGCCAUCGAUGCCAAUUCCAAUGCAGGUGGAGAGCACCUGUGCUUUCUCGGGUCCGGCCGGCUAGAGGAGGAUCAGUACACACACAUGGUGGUGGCUUCCUUUUUGCAGAAAAAUACCAAAUACGUUUCGCUGCUGACUGGUGGGUACGAAGCGAUACACGAAUAUUUUGGCGAAAGCAUGGUUGAUUGUCUGGAGGAUCACGAUCCGCUAAAGUGCUUGCUGUGCAACAAGGACCAGCUAAGGUACGGAGGUAAGGGAGGCGCAAAUAACAACAACCAGAAAGCGCUAAACAGUGGUGCCAACAGUGCUAGCAGCAGUGCAACGAACAGUCUCAAACGAGGCAAUCAACGAUCUGGUCACUCGACCAACAAUAAUGGCACCGCUGGUGAUCGGAAGUCAACGAUCGAUCUGUUCAGCAAAUUGUCGCUGGCGAUGAAAACCAAAUCUGCCGAGGUGAAGGAAAAGCUUAUUGACUACAUUUCCAACCCGAAUGCAACCGAGCCAGGAUCUAGCCGCACCGGUAACGGUAGUGAGAAGCACGUUUCACGGAACGAUCGUAACGGUAAGCGAUACCGAAACGUUCCGCCAGUGUUUAGCAUCGGCGAAGAUCAUGAAGAGGACGACGAGCUAAACUCAGCCGCUAGCGAAUCAUCGUCGGUGGCGCGGGGCGCUAAAACGAACUCGCAGCAGCAAUCCGAUCCGGCGGAGGAGAUCGUUUCGAUACAGAGCUUCCUGAAGGGUCCGGAUGUGAUACGGCACUUCAAGUGCCAGGAGGUUCAUUUGAACGGCUAUAUGUACGACAGCUACCUGCUGGUAACGGCGACCCAUAUGAUCGUGCUACGCGAGCUGGAAACACGUCGCGAUCGGGCACGCAUAAUUGUACGACGGUUGCUGCAGAGCAUCGUAAAAAUUACCGCCAAAAAACGACAUCGGGAUCUGAUCACGUUCAAGUACGGCUACCCAGAGGAAGAGAAUCUUGUCAUCACGGAUAUGGAUCGGUUUCUGAUACCGAACGCAAGCGAAGUGACCGAUCUAAUAUCGCGCCACAUUAUUAAGCAGACGUGAACCUAAACUGGCAGCGAGGGCUGCUGGUCCGUCCCUAUCGACAACAGUGUGUCCUCUUCGGAUAGAUUUAGCGUUUUGUUACCGCCCACUCCCACAUUAGCCAUCAUCAUCUCAGUGCUGUAGGCAAGAAGUCAUCCAACCUGUCGUAUGAUUAUCGUUGUUAAAUUCGUUGAUUUUUUUUUUAUUUGUUUUAUUUUUAAUCGGGUUUUGCUCCUUAAACACACACUGUUAGUGAUGCUUAUUUUAUACUACUUACGCAUUCUAAGUCCGUCGUCAUAUAUGCACCAAUGUCCGUUACUUACCAUGUGUAGAAGACACGAUCGUGCUGUUUGUAGCGUUUUGUAUAGAUGCACUUGUAUGGAAUAGCUUGGCGAAGUUUUAAUCUUGGUUUCCUUACAAUUUCCUUCGAGGAGUAUUAUUUAUAAGAAAAGUGUGAACUGAAUCCGAGAUUUCCAAUGAUUCCCGUAGUAGUGAGAUGUGACAACAAAAGAGCGCAAAAGCUGGUGUAUAGAAAUAAACCGUAAACCAAAAGUUUUCCUCCCCCGUCGUGCAGGUAGCCAA
Messenger RNA from Anopheles funestus (African malaria mosquito), 3040 nucleotides. RefSeq names its product TBC1 domain family member 23 (gene TBC1D23). Gene Ontology annotation, cellular component: trans-Golgi network. Bases 287 to 2479 code for a protein of 730 amino acids. The transcript is spliced from 2 exons. Lineage: Eukaryota; Metazoa; Arthropoda; Insecta; Diptera; Culicidae. The record is from RefSeq and is a predicted model, not a curated record. Gene Ontology annotation, biological process: retrograde transport, endosome to Golgi.